Phytophthora nicotianae INRA-310 is the source of this 171-nucleotide messenger RNA. RefSeq lists its product as hypothetical. The transcript has 2 exons. The record is from RefSeq and is a predicted model, not a curated record. The coding region runs from base 1 to 171 and encodes 56 amino acids. NCBI's taxonomy places the organism in Eukaryota, Oomycota, Peronosporomycetes, Peronosporales, Peronosporaceae.
AUGGAAAAGUUUCUAGGACGUUUCCAACUGCGCGUUGUAUUCGCACAUUUUCUGGAUAAGCAGCAGAAUACGCUCCAGCGAGAUGAUGAUCAGCACGCCCACGCAUGUUUUCAACUGCGCAUCUCGGAUCCGCGCUCUGAGGCACUUGGACGCACUACAGCUACUCGGUGA